Messenger RNA from Spinacia oleracea (spinach), 1471 nucleotides. RefSeq lists its product as uncharacterized. The transcript is spliced from 7 exons. Gene Ontology annotation, molecular function: protein serine/threonine kinase activity; ATP binding. Lineage: Eukaryota; Viridiplantae; Streptophyta; Magnoliopsida; Caryophyllales; Amaranthaceae. Gene Ontology annotation, biological process: protein phosphorylation. Gene Ontology annotation, cellular component: EKC/KEOPS complex; nucleus; cytosol. Bases 463 to 1143 code for a protein of 226 amino acids. The record is from RefSeq and is a predicted model, not a curated record.
UUGUAAAUGUAACCCUAAUUUCCUCUGAAAUUUAAGUGUUUCAAUCGGAAAGAAUACAAUUAAUUAAUUUCGUUAAAAUUUGUAAUUUAUGAGCGUUUUUCCUGAGAAAGAAGAAGAUGAAGGUGUGUUAGUCUCUUUUUUUUAAAUUAAUUAAUCUUAUUAGGUGUUAUCGACAUAGGAGAACAAUUAUUGGUCAAAUACUAUAAAACAGCACAUCAGCUCAUUUCCGAUAGGAGUAGACAACAUCAACGAUUGUAGCGUAGCUAGGAGUAUAUUUAGGAUUAGUUUUAGGUUUUAAUUCUUGAAUUUAAACACUAGACUUUCUCUUUUCCUUCAUCAAAUUCGUAGCCUAGUUCCUCAAUUUUCGGAAUUUUUGUUCAAGUUCUUCGCAACUUUUGAUUUUCAAUUACAAGAUUCAUUGUUUGAAAGGGCUUGAUUUCUGGUUGCUAUCAGUUUUCCAGAAUGGAGAUAGAUGCUGAUGAAAAAGACAAGGGUCUCGUUCUGCUGAAGCAAGGUGCCGAAGCUAGAGUUUUCGAGUCAACCUUUGUUGGAAGGAAGUCUAUUGUAAAAGAAAGAUUUUCAAAGAAGUAUAGGCAUCCAACACUGGACUCGAAGCUUACACUUAAGCGCUUGAACGCAGAAGCUAGGUGCAUGACAAAAGCUAGAAAACUAGGAGUUACAACUCCAGUUCUAUUCUCAGUGGACCCUGUAUUACAUACUCUAAUAUUUGAGUUUGUGGAGGGCCCUAUGGUUAAGGACCUAUUUCUCGAGUUUGGUUCAAAUGGAAUUGUUGAAGAACGCUUACAGGAUAUCGCAACACAAAUAGGGAACUCUAUUGCAAAACUUCAUGAUGGUGGCCUUAUUCAUGGUGAUUUGACAACCUCAAACAUGCUAAUUCGUAAGGAUACCAAUCAACUGGUGCUAAUUGACUUUGGUUUGAGCUUCACAUCUACUUUACCAGAAGACAAAGCAGUGGACUUGUACGUACUUGAAAGGGCAUUGAUAUCUAUGCACUCUUCUUGCGGAAAUGUGAUGGAAAAGGUGCUUGCUGCAUACAGGAAAUCCUCGAAGCAGUGGUGUUCUACAACAAACAAGUUAGCUCAAGUUAGACAGAGAGGUAGAAAACGCAGCAUGGUUGGGUAAGCUGCAGAAGAAUCUUCAUAGAAUAGUUCGUGUAUUAUUUAUUCAUAGAUUGUGCAUUUUUAUUUGUUGUAUCAAGCUUGUAAAAAUAAGCUUGUUCAGUAUUUGUACUCUAUCCUCGAUACGGAGUAUAUUUCAAUGUUGCAGUCUGUUAGGGAUAGUCAUUGUUUGCAAGAUCUUUCUGUAUCAUAUUAGUGCAGAACCACUGAAGUUUUUUUUUCUUUUUGGCAGAAAUCCAUUUUGUCAAAGAAAACUGAACUAUAUAUAUUCUUGUAUUAUAAUGGAGGAGUUUGUAAUAUUUUCACAUAAUGCAAUAACAUAAUUUAUACGA